Molecule: messenger RNA, 6315 nt
Organism: Aplysia californica (California sea hare)
Lineage: Eukaryota; Metazoa; Mollusca; Gastropoda; Aplysiida; Aplysiidae
Product: aminopeptidase B
Biological process (GO): proteolysis
Molecular function (GO): zinc ion binding; metalloaminopeptidase activity
Source: RefSeq, a predicted model, not a curated record
ACCACAGAUUACCAGUGCUUUUAGACUCAUCAUGGCACUUCAUGCAGACAAGGCAAAUGAUGUGGCAACUGCUUCGAACUUCAAGCAGGUUGUCACAAGGCACCUCCACCUUGAUAUAGAUGUGGAUUUUGAAAGCAAGAGAAUACUGGGACAGGUCAAGCUAUCAUUGGACACUCUGGCAGACAAGUUGGAAUCAGUUGUUCUUGAUGUCCAUGAAGCCUUGGAAAUCGAAGGCGUCAAGAUUCAAAAUAAAAGUGGCACCAGCAAAGACGCAAAAUUUAAAGUGGUAUCGUUUGCCAAAUAUGGAAAAGCCUUGGUCAUAACUCUUCCAGACAGUUUUACAAAGGGAGACAAGUUUGAUACUGUGAUUGACUUUGUCACUUCACCAGGACCAGCUGUGUGCUGGAUGGAUCCUGCUCAAACUGCAGACAAGAAGUACCCGUUGAUGUACACUCAGGGUCAAGCAAUUCUCAACAGAUCGUUUUUCCCGUGCCAAGACACCCCAAUGGUCAAGGCCCCGUACUCCGCCUUUGUCAAUGUCGCUGAUAAUUUCACAGCCCUCAUGAGUGCUCCGAGAAUGAGCCGAGGAGAAAAGGCCAACAGAAAUGGCGUGAAGGAGUGUUUUUUCUUUGAGCAAGACGUUCCUGUUCAAGUGUAUCUGGUUGCCCUUGCAGUGGGAGACUUUGUCUCUGCUGAGGUUGGGCCUCGCAGCAAAGUCUGGUCGGAAAGAAGCCUUGUGGACAAGGCCCAAGCAGAAUUCAACGGGGAAAUUGAGAAGUUCCUUCAAGCGGGGGAGCAAUUGUUUGGGAACUAUGUUUGGACCCGCUAUGACAUCCUGAUUAUGCCACCAUCGUUUCCUUUUGGGGGAAUGGAAAAUCCUUGCUUGACUUUUGUGACGCCCUGCAUUGUUGUCGGGGAUAAGUCGCUGAUUGAUGUUGUCAUACAUGAGAUUAGCCACAGCUGGUUCGGCAACCUUGUGAGCAUCGCCAACUGGGGAGAGUUUUGGCUGAAUGAGGGUUUCACAAUGUAUGCCCAGCGGAGGAUCCAAGAUAAAAUUUAUGGCAGACCAUUCUCAGCCCUGGAGACAGCGACUGGCCAGUCCUUGUUACACAGCCAAAUUGACCUGGAUGGAACUGAUCACCCUCUGACCAAGCUACGCGUGGUGAUUGAUGAAGGAGUGGAUCCAGAGGACACUUACAACGAAACGCCGUAUGAGAAGGGCUUCUGUUUCGUCUCCUACUUGUGCAGUCUGACAGGCGAUGUGGAAAAGUUUGAUGACUUCCUAAAGGCAUACGUUGAACAGUUUAAGUUCAAGGCGCGGAUUUGAGUUUGUGAAGACAUGGCUAGACAAACCAGGCCGGCCUGUGUUCACCCCUGACCUCUCGGACAAGGAUCGCCUGACUGCUGAAGCAGAUGAAGUAGCAGAGAUUAUGUCUGAUGGACGAAGAAAGGGCUCUGAGGCCAAGGACAUCAGUGGUUGGCAGACGUACCAGAUCAUGUACUUUCUGGACAUCUUGUCUCGUAACUCCCCACUGCCUGAUGGGUGCAUGCAGAAGCUGGCUGCCACUUACCCCCAACUGGCCAAGUCACAGAAUGCUGAGAUCACCCUCAGAUGGUGUGAGAUUGUCAUCAAGAACGACGCUAGUGAACAUUUUGACAAUGUCCGCAACUUCCUCAAGAGUCAGGGCAAGCAGAAAUACACAAAGCCGCUGUAUGUGCUGAUGGCCCGCGGCACGGACAGAGCGCGCCACCUGGGAGCCAGUGUAUUCCGCGAGACACGAGAUGCUUUGCAUGUUCAAGUGCGACAGUAUGUUGCUGAGAUUCUAGAAGAGGCGGGCAUCUUGGUUUAAGGCUUUGAUUGAUCUCAGAGCUGCGGACAACUGAAUGCUGAUGACCACCUGCUCCAUCCUGUCAAAAUGAGCAUGUAAUGUCAUUCAUUAGUUCAUAACAAUUGCGUUGUAACCUUUUCAUGAAAACAAGACUAUGUUAUUAUUUUUUCAAGAGCUUACUAAUUAACUCUUUUGGGACAUUAUUUGUAUGAGUCUUUCCCUGGAAAUGAAAAGCUGUCUCUCCUUUCUAUCAGGGAGACAUUAAAGAUCAAAUUUAAAAAGCUGUAUUAAAACUAAUGAUUAAAGGGGACCAAAAACAUUGUCCUUCUUAAUGGGGGAGGGUUUAAUUAAACACAACACUAAUUAUGUGAGUUCCACUAAUUUUCUUUUACUAUUUCUUGGUCCUUUGAAUAACCAUAACAUGGUAAACAUGCAAUGUUGAUAUAAUAUUAAUUACAUUAUCCAUUAAACUUUAGAGCAAUGCCAAAAAAACAAUGUAUGGAAUACAGUAAUAGGCUGAACUUUGUGUGACAGAUGUGUUCAUAAUAUGGUGGAGCGUGUUUAUGAGGCUAGAUUGGACCUUCUGACCUGGCCUGGGCUAAGUUCUUGAAAUAGAAAAAGUGGCUUCCAGCCAUAUUACUUUUUCUUACAUACAUACCAGAUAUUGAGCAAAUAUUUUGGAAAAUAGUUCAUUCCAUUGUUUAGACCGAGUUUAAAACAGUCUGUAAUUAUCAUAUAUAUCUAAACUUUCAAAAUCAUGUUGACUGGAUCAGUCUUUCACUCUGUGUGGCAGCUCUAUUGAGAUGUUUUUCUUUAAAUGGGACACGUAAAGCAUAAAGAAUUUUGUAAUAUGUUGAGGAAAAUGUGACUUUUGACCUCCAUUAUGUGACAUAAUACUUAAACUGUCAGCCUGUUGGGUGCAUAAUUUGCUCAGAUAAUUUUUGUAAAGCUGUUUCAAACUCCAUAAAUUCAUCACAUAUGGGGCAUAUGGAUUGAGGGAUGAUUUUGAUCUACCUAUUUUUGACAUCUUGUAAUGAUAGAGAGGAGAUUGAAAUGCCACUUGAAGAGUCUUAGAAUUUUUAAAGUCCAGAUUGGUCUUUGAGAAUAAAAAAUAAUGUUGCUUCUCUGGUAAUAAAUGAAGAUGUUUUAAUUCACCAUUUUUGUUUUGUUCUUGAAAUGUAUUUUGUUUGCAAUAUUGUUGCCAGUUGUUUGCUCAAUAUUUUCAUGCAAUGCUUAAGGUUUUAGAUGAGAACUCUCACUGCUGGUGCUUUUAAACUUUUCACAUCUCUUUGUGCAACCCUCCUGUGCACAUGAACACAAUGCUUCUUGUCAGGAUGCUAAGUAUUUCUGACACAGUUUGGUUACCCUGUAGAUGAAGGGCAUAACUCUUGUCCCCUGUAGUUUUGCACACAUCCAUAAAAAUGAAUGCUCAAUGGUUUUGUUACACUUUAGUUUUGCUUAUAAAAUAGUAUCUUUCUGUCUUUAUCUGAUUUUAAGAUUUUAAAGCGGUAUGUACCUCUUAGUUGUUUUGUCGUUUACCUUGUGAACAUGAGUCUUUAGUAAAGGCUCCCGGGGAGUUCUUCAGCCAGAGUAUAGUGUACUGAAAUAAUUUUUGUUCUAAACAGGGGUAGUGUGUGAAAAGGUUUAUCUUUUAAUGGAGUUUUGGAGUAGUGCUGCACAUUGUAUUUGUCCAGUCUGAGGUUUAAAUUUCAUCUGUUCUGUGGAUUGUGGUAGUUUGUCAAUAAUGAGAUGAGUGUGAUGCUUUCAAGCUAAGACAUUUUUGUCUCAAAAUUAUUGCUUCAAUCUAAUAAUGAAGUGUCCAAAAAAUUUUUCUAAGAUCCAAUAGACAAAGAUUGUGAUAUAACAUUUUUUUUAGAGCAGUGAAAUAAUUGGUGUUAGUGUUACUUGUGCAAAGAAUCUCUCAAUAGAGUUAUUUAAAUCUGUAGGCCUAUUUGAAAUAUUCAAGUCUCAUUUUUAUUCUAAUCCCUAUUAUAAGAGAAUAAUUUCUGGCUAGUUAUGAAUGCAGUCUGUCCUAGCAACUUAUCCUAAUAAAUUGUACCACUAAGGAAAUUCAUUUUUAUUCUAUAGGUCACUAGUAGAGAAAAUUAAGGUUUGAAACUGAAAGGGCUUUUUCCUCUUUUCUUGUUUUUUGAGAUUAUAGAAGAAAAAAUGUUAAGUCACAUUAAAUCAUUUUUUAUCGUCAAGCUUCCAUCUUAUGAUUUCAUCCUUUUCUGGAUUUUGUUUGAUGUAUUUCUUGAUGAUUCGUCUCUCUUUGUUUUUUUUGUUUUUUUCUCUCCUUGUUUUCGUCUGUGUCUCAAUAACGUGCCUUUUAUCACACCUCCAUUGUUUUUGUGAAGUGUGCUGAGUUUUUUAAUUAGGCCUAAAUUUUUUCAAUGACUGUCUAAAGAAGGCGGGUAUGAUGCACAUGUUAUAAUAUUGACCAAAAUCCAAAAAUCAAAGCUCUGUGAAAACUUAGAGCACCAAGCUCACCACUGAUUGAUGAACAGUCUUUUACCUCAGGGAGAAAUUAAAGCAUGCUUGUAUAUUUUAAAAUGUUAUUUUUUUCAUUGCUUUUUUGUAUGCAAAUGAAUAUUAAACAAUUUGUGGUGGCCAUCUUAUUUUGACAAAUCACAGAAGUUUUACUUGAAUGUUUUAUUUAAACUCAGUACAUUUUUACCUAAUUAUGUAUAUUCAAUAUACUGUUUGUUUUAGCAGAUAUGCGUUGCCCAUACUUUUUAUCGUCAAAUUUUAGUUUUACAGUAAAGUAUCUUUCAAUACCAAUGGUGGAGGAUAUGAAAUCCAUAUAAUUUAAACAUGUUGUCUUAUUUAGACUAGUUGCAUUUUUCACACUAGAUAAUAUAUUGAUACACUUGUUUUUAUAAUAAGAAUUUACAACUUAAUCAAGGUUUUACGCGCAGAUUCAUAACUACACAGACUUAAAGAGUUGUAAGCACACUCACCAAGAUGCAUACACUCACACAGACAUUCAUUUACACACGUGCACACUCUCAUAAGAAAACAUGAGUAGGUACAUUGGCACACAUACACGCCCAUACGCAGAUGCAAUCCACACACUCAUACACCCUUUAUACUUUAGAAACAAACACGCAAUAAAUGUUCUUAGGAUAGAUCUAUCCUCCACGAUUUACUUUCAUGUUCAGGGGGGGGGGGGGGGGGUUAUAAACAAAAUUAUAAACUUUGUCGCUGCCACGUUGAGACAUUUUGUGCCAUUGAUUCUUUCUAUAACCACAAUUUACAUAUCAUUUGAAAGACUAUUCCCAAUUUGAAGGGAGAUGUAUGCAGUGAAUUAACAUGUUGACCCAUGAAAACCAAAUUGUCUUGAGUAUGAUUACCAUUGUUUUAAGAAAACAGUGAUUGAAAAUGUUGGCCUUUCGUAAAUUAUGAAAUAGUCAUUCUUGAACUUUUUUUUUCUUGUUUUUUAACAAAACAUAUUGUCAAAAGUGUUGUAAUUAAAGUAGGGUACUGUAGUAUUAACUUGAUUACAUUGUUAUUUCGUUUCCUAAAUUAAGGCAGUUUUUGUACUUCAGACAAUUUUGCUUUUCAAGGGCGAUAUUGAGAGUCUUGACAUCUUUUGUUAGGGUUAUCUCCCCUGUUUCCUGCACCUUCCUCUCGUGAUACUAAGUUCUCUGUUGCUGUGAGGCCAAGGACCUUCUAUUUAUCUAUGUGGCCUCUGUGAAUUGUUGAAAUAUUUACCUCUUUAUUGGUGCUUGUGAAAUUGACAACUCACUUAAUUGUGUCUUUAUGUAGGCUAUUUAAAAGCCCAAAGAUUAUACUUUCUUGGAUUUGUGUUUUCAAGAUGAACUGUCUACGAAGUAACCUUACAUUAUGUGCGUUUAUGGUGUAACGGUUGAGGUAUUGCGCCAUCGCAUGAAGUAGACAUGAGUUUGAUUCUCGUGUGGCAACAAUUUUGAUUGAGUAUCUCGGGUAUCUAAGUUUUUCUUUUGGAAUGCUAUAUCCUUCUUAGCCUGGAUUGACUCUGACAGGCAGGGUCAAACAACAGCCUUCCUCCUAAAUGAUCUAAGUAAUGUUGAUGAGGGUGUGACUCUUUUACAGUUACAUUUCCCUUUUUUUUUCUUCUUACAUUACAAUUACGAUAUCAAGAAAAAUACUUGUUAUCUCUGUCCUGAGAAAAAAAAAUUGUAUGGGAGACUUCCCUUUUUUCCAGGUACCUUAGACUGCAGAUCAAUAAUGUAUGCCUUUUUGUGGUGCUACACAUCAUAUUGUUAUUCUUUUAUAGACAAGAACACCAACACAUGUGAUCAAAACCACAAAUAAAUGUAUUGCGAGGUUGAAAAUGACUCCCCAAUCAUAAUAUGAUAUAUUUGAUAUGGAUGGUUGGUGGGCACUGGGAUAUUGUCUGCUACUUCUCCUAUUUUUCAAAGUUUGUGUUGUUUAUGUCUGAUAUUGGCUAAUGUGGCAGUUAUUCUGUUUAUUGUAUCUUAAAUUACAACACACAAACUCAACA